Cucumis melo (muskmelon) is the source of this 931-nucleotide messenger RNA. Its product is annotated as glyoxylase I 4. The transcript is spliced from 3 exons. The coding region runs from base 140 to 649 and encodes 169 amino acids. NCBI's taxonomy places the organism in Eukaryota, Viridiplantae, Streptophyta, Magnoliopsida, Cucurbitales, Cucurbitaceae. The record is from RefSeq and is a predicted model, not a curated record.
UUAUCGCAACGUCUGUUACUUCUCUCUGUUUCUCUCUUCUCGUCGCCUCCUCCUCCUCCUCCUCUUCUUUCUUCUUCUUCUUCUUCUUCCAUUUUCCUCUCUAAAUCUCAUUUUAGGUUUCGAAAAAUCUAUCCAUAAAAUGAAGGAAUCGGAAGGAAAUCCUCUGCAUCUAAAGUCGAUCAACCACAUAUCGCUUCUUUGUAGAUCAGUGGAAGAAUCCAUUGAAUUUUACCAAAAUAUUUUAGGGUUUUUCCCCAUUCGUAGACCUGGAUCCUUCAAAUUCGAUGGCGCUUGGCUUUUCGGUUACGGCAUUGGAAUUCAUCUCUUGCAAUCGGAAAAACCUGAGAAUUUGCCAAAAAAAGGCGAGAUUAAUCCCAAGGAUAAUCACAUAUCAUUUCAGUGUGAGAGCAUGGGAGCGGUAGAGAAGAAGCUAAAGGAAAUGGAGAUUGAUUACGUUCGAGCAGUAGUAGAGGAAGGAGGAAUACAAGUUGAUCAGUUAUUUUUCCACGAUCCAGAUGGAUUUAUGAUUGAAAUAUGCAACUGUGAUAAUCUACCGGUGAUUCCAUUAGGUGGGGAGGUGUCAAGAUCAUGUUCGCAGUUGAAUCUUCAGAUAAUGCAGCAGCAACAGCAGAUACACCAACUCGUUUAGCACUAUCAUGGUAUUCGUAUCAUCAUCAUCAUCACUUGCUCUCUCUGUAUAAUGAUGACCAAGAAUCCAUUAAGAAAUAUGAAUCUAUUUUUGUUGUAAUUGUUGUUGUUAUUAUUCGAAGGUGUUUUGAAAUUUUAAAAAAUGUACCUUUGCUUUGCUUGUCUUCUUUUGUUUAGGAGAUAAGGUGGACAUGUCAGCAUUUUGGGACUUUGUUAUAUCAUAUGAAUAAGUACUUAUUGUUGUUGUGUUCGUAAUCAAUGCUACUACUACAAUUUUUACCUA